UCAUCGACCAUGGUCCCGACCAAGCCUUUCCGCCAGGGGCCUCUCUGUCUUGCACUCCCGUGGCUGUCCGCUGCCAUAAUCGCUAAGCAUUGCACUAUUAGUGUUACUCGCCGGAGUACACCGACAGCUCAUCGUACCUAUAUAUAAUAUCGUCACCUGUCUGGUCAACUUGGUCACUAGUCCGAAUCUCGAAUGACUGAUCGCCUCUCGACACUGCUCGCUUGGUGCUCUUCCAAUGGCAUUAGCAUUCAGCCAUCCAUCUCUCUCCUGGAUGUCCCGGAUGCCGGCAUAACCGUCCGCUCGUAUGAGGACAUUCCGUUGCAUACCAUUGUCGCCUCAAUCCCCAAGUCUGCCAUUCUUUCAGUGCGCUCUUCUGUCCUCGCUCAUUCCAUCCCGCCUGCGCCAUACGGCCACUCUGCUCGGCUCGCACUUGCUCUCGCGCUCUACGCUGAGAUUCUCACAGGACCUACGUCCCGAUUCUACGGUUAUCUCCAAUCGCUACCCGCCCGCACAGUGCCUAUCGCCCUACUGUGGGGCUCUGCUGAUGCUCAUCUUGACACUGACAGCAGAUCUGAGCCUAUCAGCGAGGACAGUAGAGAAGCAAAAGAGUGGAUAAAUGGCACGGAGGUUGAGAAGGAAUUCUUCGGAGACGAUGAUGGAGAGCUUAUGGGCGAGAUCAGAACAUACUUCGAAACAGUCGUGCGAACGCUGCUGUCCGACGCAAACGUGACGUUCGCCGACUUCCUUCGUGCAUACUCCCUUGUCAGUUCGCGCGCAUUCCUUGUCGACGCAUACCAUGGGCUGGCGAUGGUGCCUAUUGCGGACGCGUUCAACCACUCAAAUGAGAAUCAGGUCCAUCUUGAGAGCGACUUUGAUGUCUGCCCGACAUGCGGGUCACUUGCAGAGUGUAUACAUGAUCGCGAAAACAUCUCCAGCUCAGUCCCCUCCAAUUUGAGCCCGUCCGCAAUCCCGAUCGCUGCUCCUAGCCCGUCAAAUCUAACUCGAACCGUGCCAAUUCGCACCUCGCCUUCCGUUGAAUUUGCUCCUGACACCGUCGACAUGGUCACCACCCGGCCCAUCCCUGCGCACACCGAGGUAUUUAAUACAUACGGCACAUACCUUGGGAGUGCCGCUCUCCUUGCACAGUACGGCUUCGCGCUCGAAGGCGGCGAGGGUGACGGCGUGGGAUGGAACUGGGAGGAGCUGGUGACGGGACAGGGCGAGGAUGAAGAGAUGCAAGCGGAGUUUCCCAUGCUGGAGGACAAGAAAGCGAUGGAGACGAUGUUCAGGAGGCUCGUAGGGGUAUGGCGACAGUCACGGUGGGCGUUGGGCGUGGAUGACAGCUCGCUGGUGUAUGUGCCGGCAAUGGACAGUGAAAUCGAGCCUGAGUCUGGCGCCGCGCGCAGGAGAAGAUUGGAGGACGCAGAUCACAUGGAGGUCGACGGACUACGCGAAGAAAGUCCUGAGCAGGUGCACUUGUCAUCGAGUGACCACCAUCCGGGGCCCUCACUUAUCCUCAGCGGGUCGCGCUCUCUUCUCCGUGUCAAUAGCGAUGCACAGAUUAGCGUGCAGCUCUGGUUAUAUGUCGCGCUGCGCACCAUUCUCGCCGUCCUCGCCUCCAGCACCGUCAGCGUUGACGGCGAGGAGGACGAUCGCGUCGCGCGUAUCACGCUCGCAGGCGAUGUGCCGGAUCCGCGGUCGGGUGAUUGGCUAGCGAUGGUGAGGUUCUUAGGAGAGGUAGUCGCACUGCAGGCGGGUGUGGAGAAGGUGAUUUCGGAGCCGGAAAGAGAGGGCGUACCGGGGGAUGAGAUGAGAAAUGCAGGAGUUGCAGUGAGACUUAUCAUGUCGAGAAUGGCGAGACUGAUCGCGGCGCUGUGUCGCGCUAAGAAGGCGCGCAUCGGAAGGUACCCGGAAAUGAGCACUGCUCAAUUGGGUGAGAUCCUGGACAGCCUCCCCGAGGACAGACCGAAGACGCGCAUGGCAAUCACUCAUGUGUUGACGGAGCGGAUGGUGCUGGAAAGCUGCGAGGCGGCAUGGAAAGACCUCGAGCUCGCAGUGCCGUUCCGUAUGCCCAUCGUCAGACGAGUUUAAUGUCGGGUCAAUUGCAUUUAUCCGUUUGACUAUGCGAGUCAUCUUUAACUCGAGGCUCUUCCGAUAAUGUGGCCUUGGCAUCGGCUCUGGUCACAUACUUCAAUCAUUAUGAUUACACGGAUCGAUUU
Laetiporus sulphureus 93-53 is the source of this 2219-nucleotide messenger RNA. Its product is annotated as SET domain-containing protein. The transcript is spliced from 9 exons. The record is from RefSeq and is a predicted model, not a curated record. Gene Ontology annotation, cellular component: nucleus. NCBI's taxonomy places the organism in Eukaryota, Fungi, Basidiomycota, Agaricomycetes, Polyporales, Laetiporaceae. Gene Ontology annotation, biological process: peptidyl-lysine monomethylation. Bases 193 to 2091 code for a protein of 632 amino acids. Gene Ontology annotation, molecular function: protein binding; protein-lysine N-methyltransferase activity.